UGGAUGAUAAUGCAUUUGAUUAUGCGUCCCACCCAUCAGCGCAAGUCACGCCGCGAGGGAGGCCCUUCAUUUUCUCUACUUUAACACCAUGGACGAGCUUUAAAGGAGCUUCACCAUGGGCGUGAUAUUCUGAGUUCCCACUCCCACUACUCACUCUACUCUCUGCUAUACUUCCACCUUUAAUUUCCUCCUCCAUUGCCAUCAAUGCCGAAAAGUUUCUGUCUUUUCUUCUUCUUAUUCCUUCUUCUCUCAAGCUUCUUCUGCGCAGAGUCCUCGCCGUACGAAAUAGAGGAGCUGUCAUGGCUGGACGGCGACGACCACGACGACGAAAUCAGCAUGGUCCAGAGCCGCCAUGCAUCCCUCAGAACCUGCGAUUUCUCCGCCGGAAAAUGGGUCUUUGAUCAAUCUUACCCUCUCUACGACCCCGCCCGUUGCCCCUAUCUUAGCACCGCCGUUUCGUGUUCCAAGAACGGCCGCCCUGAUUCCGACUACCAAAAGUGGAAAUGGAAGCCAGACGGCUGCACCAUUCCCAGGUUUGAUGCAUUGGAGUUUCUGGGGAGGAUGAGGAGGAAAAGAAUAAUGCUUGUGGGUGAUUCUAUAAUGAGGAAUCAAUGGGAGUCUCUUGUUUGCUUAGUCCAAUCUGUUAUUCCCACUGCUAGAAAGACUGUCACCUACAAUGGACCUUCCAUGGCUUUCCAUGCUCUGGAUUAUGAGACAUCCGUUGAGUUCUGCUGGGCUCCAUUCCUCGUGGAAUUGAAGCAAGGAGCCGAAAACAAGAGAAUACUGCAUCUUGAUUUGAUAGAAGAGAAUGCGAGGUACUGGAGAGGCUCUGAUGUGCUUGUGUUUGAUUCAGCUCAUUGGUGGACUCAUUCUGAAAACCGGAGCUCGUGGGAUUAUAUUAUGGAGGGUACCAAUUUCUUCAGAUAUAUGAAUCCUAUGGUUGCCUAUGAGAAAGGGCUCAUGACAUGGGCUAAAUGGAUAGACUUAAACGUCGAUCCCAGGAAAAGCCGAGUCUUCUUCAGAAGCAUGUCGCCUAAGCAUAACAGAGAAAAUGGGUGGAAAUGUUUCAACGAGAGGGAGCCUCUGGAGCACUUUAGUCGCCCCCGAGUACCUCAACAACUGGUGGUACUAAAACAGGUGCUGAGAAGGAUGAACUUCCCGGUGUAUUUGCAGGAUAUCAGUACAAUGUCAGCGUUUAGAAGAGACGCUCAUCCCUCUGUUUAUGGUAAAGUCGUGGGUCAAGAAGAGAAGCAGCACCUCCGAGGCUAUAAAUCCGAUUGUAGCCACUGGUGCCUUCCUGGCGUGCCCGAUAUUUGGAAUGAGAUGUUGAAUGCCAUGCUCUAGAGCCUUGUCUCUAAGUGUGAAAUGUCUCAUGCUGUAUAAGCUCUAGGUAUAGGUCAUUGAGAUCUCUUGUCUCAAAAGAUCUGUUGGGAGUUUCUUUUCCCUUUUCUCUUUCUUUCUUUGUGAAAAGUUGUUGACUUGAGUUAAUUGUGGCAUUCUAUGCACUAAUGUUAAUCACAGCUUCACCUUCCAUGAAA
Ipomoea triloba (trilobed morning glory) is the source of this 1538-nucleotide messenger RNA. Its product is annotated as protein trichome birefringence-like 36. Gene Ontology annotation, cellular component: Golgi apparatus. The record is from RefSeq and is a predicted model, not a curated record. Lineage: Eukaryota; Viridiplantae; Streptophyta; Magnoliopsida; Solanales; Convolvulaceae. The transcript is spliced from 5 exons. Gene Ontology annotation, molecular function: O-acetyltransferase activity. The coding region runs from base 205 to 1344 and encodes 379 amino acids.